CCUGCAGCUCCGACCAAGUAGUCCAAUGCGGCCAUGCGGUCUUUUCCUCUCCUUGGGCCCUAGGGGCAUGCCAUACCACACUCCCCCUCCCCUCCCCUUCCCUUCCCCCUUGGUCCCUUACCCGUGAGAACUCCCUCGGGUCCAUGCGACCCUCCAUCUUUUGCUCUGCGUAGUCGUGUGCAUCGUGGCCGGGUUUGGAGGGCAGAUCCUAUGCGUCGAGCCCGUCCGCUCCAAUCGGUUUCAACCACCUUCGUUUCCAGAGACGGCCUCGCAUGAGACGGCCUCCACUGACACCUGGAACUAACUCGAUGGCGACGGAUACAUGGAGAGCGCACCACCUGGGGAGUCGUUGGCAAGCAAGCGAGUUUGGUCAGGGCUGAGGCCAGAUUGGUGAGAAUGGAAGAUGCCGGGGUUUCUGCUGGUCUCUGUCGGUGGGGUUGACGUGUGCUUGGCAUGCGGGCUCGGGACGACACGUCGACAUCAUCACACGACAAGUCGGUGGGCUUCUUCUUUUUUUCGUCUUGCUUCUUGGUCAGACUCCCACAUCAACGUUAGAGAGACAUCGUCAUGUCGUCGAGUGACCCAGAGCGGUGAUGUCAAGGCAAUCGUGUAGAUGGGCCAAACCCGAUCCCUCGGUCCAAGACCUUGUUGAGCCUCGAGGGUCCCGGGAUCCCGAGCCCACGGUACAGCAUAUCCCAUCCCGUCCCAUCCCAGCUUAUUCAACCGACAUCAAACGGCCGAGGAGAUAUUCUAGGACACUCGACGAACUGUUGUUCGCGAGAAAUCAGUUGCGAUGGCGUCUUUUGUUGCUCACAAAACCCUUGAUACAAAACACAAAACAAGCUGUCUUCGGGGGCCCCAGCCGGGCGUUUUCCUUUCUCUUUAUUCUGAGAACAAGCCUCGAGCACAUUGUUUUCUUUUGUCCCGUAGAACAACCCACCUUUGAUCUCGAUUCAGGACUUCCCUGGCUGUCGUAUCUGACAUCGUGACGAGCUUGAUGCUUUGUUGGGCCGACGGCUCUCUGGAGGAUGAUAAGGACUCGGGCACCGCGCUGCAUCGCAUCGCCCAUUGAAACACCUAAAACUCUCUUGUCUUGUGUAGCCAACCCUCAAUCACGAAUCAACUUGUCAACGUCAAAAGCCUUACACAAUACUGACUCGGCGAGAGAGAGAUAGAAAUCCCGGUGUUGUCUUGUCGUUGGCCUGCAUGGUCGCCGCAACGGAGACCUCGUUCGCCGAACCUGUGCCAUGUGUAUCAAGAAGGUGACAUGGCACCAAUGCCCGCAAACCGGCGAGGGGAGGUCCCUCCGGGGCUACUCACCCAGCGAUACCAUGGUAAAGCUCGGCGACGCCUGGAGGCUGUCCAGGGUCUACCACACCACGUACACAAUCAUCCUCGACGAAACCCUGCGGCCCGGGAUGCAGUACCACGCGCACGAGUCCAACGUCCACUGCGCCCAUCCCUACCAUGGUCCCUGCGAAGGGAGGGCCGGUCUGGUCUACCAGCUGGCCGAGGGUCUGUGUCCGGCCUGCCUCGGUGACCAGGGGCUGCCGCGGAGGGUCAUCGCCCGCCAGGAGAUGAUGGACGACGCGAUGCGCAAGGUGACCGGCGAGCCCCUCAGGCCCUCGUCCGAAGUGCUCCGAUACGUCGCGCAGCUCGCCAUCCUGGCCAAGCACAUGGUCGCCCGCAAGAUCCCCAACGUGAUCAUCGGGGCCGCCAUGAUCGACCAGGUCGUCGCGGAGGUGCGCGCCGAGCUCUUUUGCCGCCAGUCCGACAACCACUGGACGCGGGGCUACGGCGUCUCGAGCUGCAAAUGUUUCGUCGAGGAACGGGGCUUCUGCGCCAACCUCGGCCGCUACCUCCGGCAGAACGAGGCCGUGAGAAUAAUCACCGCCCACGAGGACAUCGUGAUCCCGUACAUCAACAUGCCGGACCCUGAUGACGACAACGACGACUGGGAGCUGACCCAAGCGCGCGAGCGAAUCAUCGAGUGGUUCCGCGAUCAGAGGACUGCCCGGCUCGACAGGGUCGCCAUAUGCCGCUUCGAGAUCGGGCCCCGGGAGGACCAGCGGUACCAGGACUGUAUCCAGCGGCUUGACGCCGCCGUCAUCAAGUACAUUAACCUCAUCCGCUCCGGAGAGGCGCCGCCGCCGCCCGCGCCCAACGACCGCGCCGCGGAACGCAACCUCCGCGCCCGCGCCGUGUUCCUCCGGAAGCCCCUCGAGUGGAUCGCCUACGACACGGGCCUCGCCGACAUCCUGGUCAAGGAGAUCUCCGACGUCGUCAUCCACUGGUACCUCCGCGUCGGCACGCCCGCGAGCCAGCCCGUCGACAACGCCGCGUGGUCGGCGCCGCUCGAGCUCCGGCGGGACAUGGACGGCAUGCGCAAGGAGAUGCAGGCGACCGUGGAGCACCUCGAGGCCCACUUCUCCCCAAACACCCGCGCGGGCUGGCGCCUCUUUGUCCGCAGCUUCCAGAGGACGCCCCUGCGCGAGGAGGACGAGGUCGCCACCUUCCGCCGCGCGCGCGCCGAGCUCACGGCCGCCGCCGAGGCCCGCCUCUCGCUCGCCCAGGUCGCCGCCGACGAGAACAUCAUCACCCUCGCCGCCUCCCGCGCCAUCCGCCCGGACGACGCCGACGGCCGCUCCUGCCCGCUCUGCGGCGAGCCCUUUGACGACGACGACGUCCGCCCCGUCGUCGUCUGCGCGCGUAGCCACCUCGUGUGCCGCUCGUGCACCAUCAUCCUCGUCGUCACCACCGACGCGGCCCUCCUCGAGCCCGACCCCCAGAGGCGCUCCCGGUGUCCCAUGUGCAGGGCUUCGCUGCUCAAGUUCUACAGGGCCAACGCCGACCCGGCCGACGAGCUGCGGUCGCCCCCGAGCCCGGAGGCGCCUCCCGUGGAAUGGGUCUGA
Colletotrichum destructivum is the source of this 2912-nucleotide messenger RNA. RefSeq names its product Putative Zinc finger, RING-type. Lineage: Eukaryota; Fungi; Ascomycota; Sordariomycetes; Glomerellales; Glomerellaceae. The transcript has a single exon. Bases 1248 to 2912 code for a protein of 554 amino acids. The record is from RefSeq and is a predicted model, not a curated record.